Pterocles gutturalis (yellow-throated sandgrouse) is the source of this 339-nucleotide messenger RNA. RefSeq names its product placenta-specific gene 8 protein-like. Gene Ontology annotation, biological process: positive regulation of transcription by RNA polymerase II. The record is from RefSeq and is a predicted model, not a curated record. Lineage: Eukaryota; Metazoa; Chordata; Aves; Pterocliformes; Pteroclidae. Bases 1 to 339 code for a protein of 112 amino acids. The transcript has 3 exons.
AUGACCACUCAGCACGUCAUCACGGUCCAGCCCCAGUUUUUGGCCGGUCAGCGGCCAGGCCAGUGGCAGACGGGGCUGAUGGACUGCUGCUCCGACUGUGGCGUCUGUCUUUGCGGAACCUUCUGCUUCCCCUGCCUGGGCUGCCAGGUGGCUGGGGCCAUGAACGAGUGCUGCCUGUGCGGGACCAGCGUGGCCAUGAGGGCCCUCUACCGCAAAACACCCGGGUCGUUGGGGUCCAUCUGCUCUGACUUCUGUACCGCCAUGUGCUGCUCCCCGUGCUCCCUUUGCCAGCUUAAGAGAGACAUCAACCGGAGGAGGCAGAUGGGCAUAUUCUGGUAA